AUGACUUCACACAUUGGCCCCUGGAGGACUGAGGCUCAAGGCCAUCUCCAAACAGACGAAAAUGGAGACCCAAAGACCGACUACACCCGCUGGCGGCUGGUCAACGAAGAGGGUCGCCAGACCUGGCGCUACCUUGAAUCAGAUGAGGAGAAUGCUGCAUGGCUGCAGACUACUGCAGACAAGUAUCACAUGGGUCUUCCAACAGGUCUCCCAAUCUUGCCAGAGGCCAAAACACCUCUUCAAUCAGCAGAGAAUGGACUUUCUUUUUUCUCCCACUUGCAAUUGGAGCCUGGAAAUUGGGCUUGUGAAUACGGAGGUCCUAUGUUCCUUCUUCCGGGUAUCUUGAUCACCUACUAUGUAACAAACACCCCUAUCCCUCCAGAGUACGCGACAGAGAUCAAGCGUUAUUUGUUCGCUCGUCAAAACCCGGAAGAUGGUGGCUGGGGUCUUCACAUUGAAGCUCACAGCUCCUGUUUUGGAACUUCUAUGAAUUAUGUUGCUUUGCGUCUCGUCGGUGCUCACGAGGAUGAUCCUCGCAUGGUUAAAGCUCGUGGCCUUUUGCACAAGUUCGGCGGUGCCAUCUACGGGCCUCACUGGGCCAAAUUCUGGCUAAGUGUUUUGGGCGUGAUGGAAUGGGAAGGCGUCAAUCCUGUUCCUCCUGAGCUUUGGCUUGUUCCCGACUGGGUCCCCUUUGCCCCCUGGCGCUGGUGGAUUCAUAUGCGUCAGGUCUUUCUGCCCAUGUCUUAUAUCUGGUCCAAGAAAUGGUCUUUCCCGCUGAAUGACCUUACCAGACAACUUCGACAGGAGCUGUAUACUCAGCCAUAUGACACUAUCAACUUUGCUCAACACCGUAACUCUAUUCACGCCGCCGAUAACUACUACCCAAAGACAUGGCUUUUGAAUGGCAUCAACGAACUUUUGGUUCGUGUUUAUAACCCGUUCCUUCGCCUCAAAGGAAUCACUAAACGUGCUGAAGAAUGGACCUGGGAGUUGAUCCGCAUGGAAGAUGAGAACACCGACUAUGCAGGGCUGGGACCUGUCAACAACCCAAUGAACAUGGUUGCCUGCUACAUUCAUGAUGGCCCCGACAGCUACUCUGUGCGUCGACACCGAGAACGUCUCAAUGAUUACAUGUGGCUGAAGAACGAGGGAAUGUUGGCCAACGGCACUAAUGGCGUGCAAGUGUGGGACACAACCUUCAUCACCCAGGCUGUUGUAGUUGCUGGGCUUGCUGAUGAUCCCAAGUGGCGCCCUAUGCUUACAAAGGCUCUCGAGUUUAUUGAGGACCACCAGCUGCGAGAGAACGUACCAGAUCAGGAAAAAUGCUACCGCCAGCACCGGAAGGGCGCCUGGCCUUUCAGCACCAAGGUACAGGGAUACACUGUCAGUGACUGCACUGCCGAGGGACUUCGAUCCACCAUUCAACUGCAGGAGAUGCACAACUUCCCCAAGCUUAUCUCACUGGACCGUCUGAAGGACAGCGUGGAUUGUCUAUUGUUGAUGCAGAACCCGACUGGCGGUUUCACUGAAUAUGAGACUACUCGUGCAUCUGCCAAGGUCGAGUGGUUGAAUGCUGCUGAGGUCUUUGGUGGGAUCAUGAUUGGAUAUGAUUAUCCAGAAUGUACCACCGCCUCAGUGACAGCACUUUCGCUUUUCAGCAAGUAUUAUCCGGAUUACCGUGCCGAUGAGAUCAAGGCCACCAAGGAUAAGGCUGUUGCUUGGAUCAAGAGUGCCCAAAGAACCGAUGGAAGCUGGUACGGAUCUUGGGGUAUCUGCUUCACUUAUGCGGCAAUGUUCGCCCUUGAGAGUCUUGCAAGUAUUGGCGAGACCUAUGAAACAAGUGAGAACUCUCGCCGUGGUUGCGAGUUCUUGCUGUCUAAGCAGAAGGAAGAUGGUGGCUGGGGAGAAUCCUACCUCAGCAGCGAAAAGCAUGUGUAUGUGCAACAUGAGAAGUCACAAGUUUGCCAGACUGCAUGGUCAUGUCUUGCACUGAUGGAAGCUGGAUACCCCCACAAGGAGCCUCUUGAGAAGGCAAUGAAGCUCCUUAUUUCCCGGCAGCAGGCUAAUGGUGAAUGGUUGCAAGAGGCCAUUGAGGGAGUGUUCAAUCAAUCAUGCAUGAUCUCCUACCCCAACUACAAGUUCUACUGGCCAAUUCGGGCUCUUGGCUUGUAUGCUAAGAAAUUUGGCAACGAGCAGCUACUGUAA
Molecule: messenger RNA, 2205 nt
Organism: Penicillium malachiteum
Lineage: Eukaryota; Fungi; Ascomycota; Eurotiomycetes; Eurotiales; Aspergillaceae
Product: terpene cyclase/mutase family protein
Exons: 3
Coding region: 1-2205 (734 amino acids)
Biological process (GO): ergosterol biosynthetic process; triterpenoid biosynthetic process
Cellular component (GO): lipid droplet
Molecular function (GO): lanosterol synthase activity
Source: RefSeq, a predicted model, not a curated record